Octopus sinensis (East Asian common octopus) is the source of this 2548-nucleotide messenger RNA. Its product is annotated as cholecystokinin receptor type A-like. Gene Ontology annotation, biological process: neuropeptide signaling pathway. Gene Ontology annotation, molecular function: G protein-coupled peptide receptor activity. The coding region runs from base 178 to 1389 and encodes 403 amino acids. The transcript is spliced from 2 exons. Gene Ontology annotation, cellular component: membrane. The record is from RefSeq and is a predicted model, not a curated record. Lineage: Eukaryota; Metazoa; Mollusca; Cephalopoda; Octopoda; Octopodidae.
CUUAUACAGAGUCGGAGAGAGUCUUAACUCAUUUCUGUACGAUGAAUAUUGUUGGUUCAGCUUUAUAGUAUUGUCAUUGUUAUCGAAGUAGCAUUGCGUUCAUUGUGCAGAUCCACAACCACAGAACGAACCGAUUCAGGAUUGAACAGAGAAAACACACCCCAAAAUUGGAGAAGGAUGUCAUCAUAUACGAAUUUAACAGACGGUACGGAGCAUAAUAUCACCAUCGAAGAACUCAACAGACAACAAGUUUUGAUAAGACUUCCGUUUACUAUUCUAAUUACAUUAACUAUGACCACGGGUUUGGUUGGAAAUAUCUUAACUAUUUACGUUUAUGGAUUUCGUUUAAAAUUUUCACCAACUUAUUUCUUUGUCGUGAUGCUAGCUUGUGCUGAUUUGAUAAUAUGUGCCUGUGUGACACCAGCUCGUAUUGCCCAAAAUAUUUACCCUAUGAUGACAACCUGGGAUACACUGUGUCAGUUCCAUUUGUGUUUGGCAGUUUUCACAGGACUUUGUAACUAUGGUUUUCUACUGGCCAUUGCAGCAGAGAGAUACAGAAAAGUAUGCCAACCACUGAAGUCUCAGAUAACAAUGAAAGCUGCGAAAAUCAUCACAGCCUGUAUUUUUAUUUUCUGUGCAACACAGGGAUUUAUGACUCUUCUUUACUAUGGAAGUGUCAAGAAACCAACUAAAUAUUCUGGUAUCUAUUUAUAUUUUUGCUCAGCAAAGGACGACCACAAUCCUAAUUAUUACCAACUUGCAUUCUUUGGUUUAUACAAUCUCCUAGCAAUGGUUACGAUUGUUAUUCUCUUUAUUCUGUACACCAUAAUUCUUCGACGUAUGAAGGUUAUGGAGAAAACAAAAUGUGUCAAAUCACAACAAAAUAGAAAUAGUGCUACAAGCAUUCCCUAUCCCGAUGAAAUUCAACAGAAGUGGUUUAACAUACCAAAAAUUGUUGAUUCUAAUCGAUUACCUUCGAAUCUUUCUACAGAGGAAGUGGAAUUAUCUAAUACCGACAUUUCAUCUAAAGUUUCCUCGGAUGAAAUAUCAAAGGUAUAUACGAAAAGUACUGCGCCUCUUAGGGCUAAACUACGGGAAGCGAACAACGAAAGACGAGCAAAAGAACAAGCCGACAGGAUAAAGCGUACCACUAUAACGAUGAUGAUGAUUACUGUAGUCUUUAUAGUGACUUAUUUGCCUAGCUUUGGCGCCAUAAUGAUAAAUUCGCUGAUGAAGUCAUUAAAUACGACUUCGGCAACAUCAAUUUUGUAUUGGUUCGCACGACACAGUUUUUACAUCGGUUCCUGUACAAAUCCCAUUAUCUACAGCUGUAGGAACCAGAAUUUUAUAGACGAAAUUAAAAAAAUGCUCAGAGUGAAACAGAAAUAAAUCAAAACAGUUAGGUCACAUCAGUAAGAAAUAUGUAGGAUACGAAAAGUUACGAAAAUUUAACAGAAAUUCCUCACCGAUACACAGCUUCUUCUUCUUCUACUACUACUACUACUACUACUACUACAACAACUACUACUACUACUACUACUACUACUACUACUACUACUACUACUACUACUAUUACUACUACUACUUCUUCUUCUUCUUUUUCUUCCGCUUCUUCUUCUUCUUCUACAGUCUCACUUGCUAUAAUAUAUAAAAAGCUGGGUAUAAACAGAAAAUUAAAUAUAUUAAGCAUGAUUUAGAUACAGCUAAUAAUAACCAUAAACAUGUUCGUAUACCUUAACAUAACUUUAAUAGCAAUAACCUACCGACCCAACCACUGCAUAAUGCUAUGAAUACUGAUAACACAGUUAAUAGAUCACACAAUAAAUAUAUAUUGAACAAAGGGAAACAACAUAAAAAUACAGUCGUAUAAACUAAAAAAAUAGACCUGAUGACCAACGCUAAUAAUUAUAUUGGCAAUAAAAAUAGAAACGUGCAUAUCAUACACCCAAAGAAUAUUAAACAUAAAGCAAGUUAUAACAAUAAUCACAAGGAUAAAAAUAAUAUAUUUGCCUCCGCCAAAGUCAUUAAGAACAUCAGUCAAUCAAACAAUUUUAAAAUUAUAUACCUUAUAUUAAAUCCAAAAUGGGAAACUUUCAUAAUCCAAAUUCUGGUAAUAAUAAUAAAGGAAAAUGUUAUCUGGCUAAAAUGUUAUCUAUUUCGCUAAACAAGUAAAAACUAACUUGAUCGCCGUUAUACGCCGGUUAAUAAAUAAACAUUUUUUUCUAAUAAAAACAAAUAUAGUGACUUAUUCAACAGCAGAUGUUUUCGAUAUGGUUUUUCUGUUACUCGUAAUUUGAGUAGAUAUAUUUCCGCUCUAAAUUCUGCUGGAUUAGAUAAGUUUUAUGCUGAAUGUAUGCCUAUUCUUCUCCAUAAUAAACAAAAUAACAAUGUUCCAUUCAUACAUGAGCAGGUAGGUACUCCUCCAACAUCGUAAACUAACGAAUUUUCAAUAUUUGAAUAAUGAAUUGUUUUUUUAGAAAAUGUAUACAUUUGUUAAAAUGAUUUUUUUUUUUUUGGUCGUUCAAAUUAUUUUAAAUAUAUCUGGAAG